Mauremys mutica (yellowpond turtle) is the source of this 3433-nucleotide messenger RNA. It is a transcript of the gene EDNRB, whose product is annotated as endothelin receptor type B. Gene Ontology annotation, biological process: G protein-coupled receptor signaling pathway; enteric nervous system development; regulation of blood pressure. The coding region runs from base 384 to 1691 and encodes 435 amino acids. The transcript has 8 exons. Gene Ontology annotation, cellular component: membrane. Gene Ontology annotation, molecular function: endothelin receptor activity. Lineage: Eukaryota; Metazoa; Chordata; Testudines; Geoemydidae. The record is from RefSeq and is a predicted model, not a curated record.
AGGAAAGGCUGCUUUGCUGCUGACACCCACUUAGUCGUUUCGCGAGAGCCAGUCCUUCCUGCGGCUGCAGAGCCAAGCUGCUGCUAGCCAGGCAGCGUCCUGCAGAGCGCGGGUGCUGAAUCGCAGGCAAGCUCUGGGAAGCAGGAACCAGCUCUUGGCAGCUGGUUUGUGCUGGGAGGAUUUGAAAGGUAAAUAGAUUUUUAUAGCAAGCUGAGGACGAGCCACUGAAUACGCAUUUUCUUCCCGCGGGGGUGAGAGGGGGACCCAAAACCUUGGGGCUUUUCUUUGAAGGGAUAAAGGAUUUGGCGGUGCUGAGAGGAAACCCUCCCUAGGACGGAGCGGGACCCGGCGCCGCUCGGCUCUGCCCCGCUCCCGGCAGCGGCAUGCACGGACCCAGCCUCUGGAGCCUCCUCGCUCCCGCGCUGCUGCUCAGCUGCUGCGCCGCCUGGGAGGAGAAGGGGUCCCCGCGCCCGAGGGGCGUCUCGCAGCGCAGCCCGCUUUCCCCGGGGGCCGCGGUGACCCACACCGCCCGCACGCCCGGGCUCCGGGGCCCGGCCUCGGCCUCCAACGCGUCCAGCUCGGCUGUGCCCGGGAACGACCCCGGCCGAGCCCGCUCGCUGUCUCCGCCCAUGUGCACCGGGCAGACGGAGGUGAAGGAGACGUUCAAGUACAUCAACACGCUGGUGUCCUGCCUGGUGUUCGUGCUGGGCAUCAUCGGCAACUCCACGCUGCUGCGCAUCAUCUACAAGAACAAGUGCAUGAGGAACGGCCCCAACAUCCUGAUCGCCAGCCUGGCCCUGGGGGACCUGCUCCACAUCACCAUCGCCAUCCCCGUCAACGUGUACAAGCUCCUUGUAACAGACUGGCCCUUUGGAGUUGAAAUGUGUAAACUGGUACCCUUCAUUCAAAAGGCAUCGGUGGGCAUCACUGUGUUAAGUUUGUGUGCCCUCAGUAUUGAUAGGUAUCGAGCAGUUGCUUCCUGGAGCCGAAUCAAAGGAAUUGGAGUGCCAAAGUGGACUGCCAUUGAAAUUGUAUUGAUCUGGGUUAUGUCAGUAGUCUUAGCUGUUCCUGAAGCUAUAGGUUUUGAUAUGAUUGUUAUGGAAUAUAAAGGAAAGCAUCUUAGAAUCUGUAUGCUUCAUCCCACACAAAAAACAUCCUUUAUGCAGUUUUACAAGACAGCUAAAGAUUGGUGGCUGUUUAGCUUUUAUUUCUGUUUGCCAUUGGCCAUCACAGCACUUUUUUAUACUCUGAUGACCUGCGAGAUGUUAAGAAAGAAAAGUGGAAUGCAGAUUGCUUUAAAUGACCAUUUAAAACAGAGACGCGAGGUGGCCAAAACUGUGUUCUGCCUAGUGCUUGUCUUUGCCCUGUGUUGGCUCCCCCUUCACCUAAGUAGGAUUUUGAAGCUCACUAUAUAUGAUCAAAGAGACCCCAAUAGAUGUGAACUUUUGAGCUUUUUUCUUGUAUUGGACUACAUUGGUAUUAACAUGGCUUCGCUGAAUUCCUGCAUUAACCCAAUAGCCCUGUAUUUGGUGAGCAAAAGAUUCAAGAACUGCUUUAAGUCAUGUUUGUGUUGCUGGUGCCAAUCCAAAGACAUGCUGUCCCUGGAGGAAAAACAAUCCUGCUUAAAGUUCAAAGCUGAUGAUCAUGGAUAUGAUAAUUUCCGCUCCAGUAAUAAGUACAGUUCAUCAUAAAAAAGUAUAUGCUCUGAAAUUAAUUUCAGUGCCUUUAUUUGAGUCAGACUGACAAUUGCUGUUAUAAAUUAAGAUAGUAGAGCUUUUGAAAAAUCUAGUUUUCUGUUUGCACAAAAAGUAAAUAAAAAAUUGAUUGCCCACAGUAACAUAACAUUCAUAAUUAUGCAUGGUAUCAUGAAGAACAACAGCAGAAACAACUAAUUGUUAAAGCACUUAAAUUCUUUGGAUCAGCAAUUCCAGACCAUCCUCACUUCUGGUAUAUCAGUCAUUUGUAUUCAUUAUAAGCGCCUUAGGAACUAGAGCCACAAUUCUUACUAAAUAGCAAACCAUAUAUUUUGUUGGAUCAAAGCCAAUAUUGUAUAUAACUCAAUGUAUUAUAUUUGUAAAGCAGAUUGAGUGUCUAAAUUGUUUUUAAAAAAUCAAAUCCAAAAUACUUCAUUGCACAGUUUAAACAAACACAAAAAAAGUACUUUUAUCAGGAAUGUUACACUACUCAGUGAGAACAAUACUAACAGGAUACAGUCAAGUUAAAAAUCACACUUCUGUCUAAAUAUUUUUAUCUACUACUAUUACAGGUAACAUUUAAGGUCACUACAAAUAUUGUUCUCCCUUAUCAGUUUGUUUAUUUCUUGCAUUUGUGGCAGCACUUUUAAUAGUCCAUUUCACUGUUUCCCCAGUUAUUUGACAUAGUGUUUCACAUAAUAGAGGAGAAAAACAUUUUUAAAUGGAGAAAAAUAUGAUUGCAGAACCAUAACAAUUCUGCAGAGUCGCCAAAAUGAAUGAUUUUUUAAAUUGAUUAGAUCUCAAGUUUAUAGCAUCCCUUUUAAACAAUGAGCCUUCAAGUAAUUGACUGUAGUUUAGCCAACUUUAUUUUUCUAGAGAUUACAAAUGAAAUUGAUUUCUCAUGGGAAAAAUCAGAAGCAAUCUAAAUGAUGGUUGGGGAAAAGAACCCUUAAUAUAUAUAGCAGAUAGUACAAAAUGGUAGACAGAGCCUUUUGGGUUCUAAUUGUAUUUAGUUCUGCUAGGUCUUUAAGAAAAUAUUCACAAACUGUACUUAAAAGGCUAGUACUACGUCAUGUAAUUCUUGACAUUGUUAUAAAAUGUUUUUUCUUUCCAUGUGGUAAUAGCAUUUGUUUCUACUUCUGUAAAUAUUUUAGUGAAGUAUAAUUAACUGUAAAAUAUUAAAAUAUGGGCAGGACCCUAUAAGAAUAGAGAGAGAAAGAUGCCUGCAGUAAACAUGAUGUGUAUUGCCAGGAGCAGUUCACAUUUUGUGUCUGCGUGGCAGACUAAUGCUUGUCUUUUUUAAAUAGUUUAAUCCAAGCAACUCAUGCGUUAAGUCUUUUGCUAGUACUAGUUACCAAUACUAGCAUUAGUAAAAGCAUGACUCUUUGGCUUUGCAUCUCCAAUUGAUUUGUCGCACAUUCUCCAAAAAAAAAUUAACACCUUUCAAGCAGUAAAUCAUGAGCUUUUCCUACAAAUAUCAACAGAAAACAUUUUGAAAGUGAGAAAUGUUUUCAGCACAUACCAUACUUUAUUAUAAUACAGUAUUUGUCAAACUCAGGAAUUUUCCUACCUUCCAAAUGUCAAGUGUAAGAAUCCCUCGUACACCUUGUCCACAAAGUGCCUUAGGGCUUGGCUACACUUACAAAUUUGCAGCGCUGCAGCAGGGUGUGAAAACACACCCUCUCCAGCGCUGCAAAUUGCGGCGCUACAAAGCGCCAGUGUGGUCAAAGCCCCAGCGC